Lagopus muta (rock ptarmigan) is the source of this 819-nucleotide messenger RNA. RefSeq lists its product as uncharacterized. The transcript is spliced from 3 exons. The record is from RefSeq and is a predicted model, not a curated record. Gene Ontology annotation, biological process: response to bacterium. Bases 1 to 807 code for a protein of 268 amino acids. NCBI's taxonomy places the organism in Eukaryota, Metazoa, Chordata, Aves, Galliformes, Phasianidae.
AUGUAUGCCCAUUGGAGUGCCCCUGUCUCAGACAGUAGAACAGAGGACAAAAGGCAGAAUUCAAAGCCUGAUGCUCUGUACUCACGCCCGCCCGUCCCAGCCCUGCUGCCGGCCUUUUUCGGGCUCCUCGGGCAGCGACAUCAGCUCAGCAGCCUGCGUGACCCGGGGCUCUGGUGGAGCUCUGUGUGCCGCGCUCCCGGGCAGAAGCACACGACCCAUUCCCGCUGCCGGGUUUCCGGAUUUGCGGCAGAACCGGGCACAGCCAAUCGGCCAGGGCUCAGAAAUGCGUCUCUCCUCGACCCGUCUCUCUUUGUCUCUCCGAGCUCUCGCCUCGCUGAGGUUGCUGCAGUGGCUGUGAGCAGAGCCCAGGUGCAGCAGGAGCCGGCGGCAGAGACCAGAGAAGGCACCGGCAUCAACAUCACCUGCUCACACCCCAACAUACAGUCCAACGACUACAUCCAGUGGUACCGUCAGCUCCCGGGCCGAGGACCCGCAUUCCUCGUGAACGCUUUUAAAGGCUCCAAGGAGGUGCCGGACCCGGAGGGGCAGCUGUGGGUGUCGGCAGACCGCCGCUCCAGCGUCCUGCGUCUCGCCCGGCCCCGGCUCGGGGACGCGGCGCUGUAUUACUGCGCCGUGGGCGCACGGAAGCGAAGCCGGGGCUGCGGCCGGGCACAAACCGCUUGGGGCGGGGCGGGGGCACAGUGCCGUCUGGGCCCGCAGGGGGCGCUGCCUGCAUGGCCGCCAAACUCCAUCCUGACCGGGGUGCGCAGCCCUGAGUUCUCCACAGAAACGAGGCUGCACCCAUAGCAGCCACUGCCG